AUGAUUUAUUCCAUAGUCGUGGCCUUGCGUCAGAUUAAACUAUACACCCUCAUCUCGUUCUUCAAUUACGCUGCCAUAAUCACUUCUCUUCUUGUGGUCUGUUAUUUGAGUUUGAAAAGAAACUGUUAUUCCCGUCUGUUUCUUAAGUGCAAACGAACUUUCGGCAGACCAGUUUUCUUUCUGUUAAUUCUUUUCUCUUUCAAUCUCUUUUUCUUCUUUUCUGAAAUUUUUCUUCUCUUUUCAUUUUCUUUCUUUCUUUCUUUUUCCCCCUUUUCCUUUAUUUUUAAUCGUUUACUUUUUAUUUUAGUUUACUCCUCUUCUUUCUUUCUUUCUUUCUUUCUUUCUUUCUUUCACUUUCUUUAUUUCUUUCUUUUUCUCUCUUUUUCUUUAUUUUUAACCGCUUACUUUUUAUUUUGUUUUUAUUACCUCGUCUUCCUUUCUUUCUUUCUUUCCUUCUUUCUUUCUUUUCACUUGUAUAACAUUCAGAGUUUACUCCGCUUCUUUCUUUCUUUCUUUCUUUCUUUCUUUCUUUCUUUCUUUCUUUCUUUCUUUCACUUUCUUUCUUUCUUUCUUUUUCUCUCUUUUUCUUUAUUUUUAACCGCUUACUUUUUAUUUUGUUUUUAUUACCUCGUUUUCCUUUCUUUCUUUCUUUCCUUCUUUCUUUCUUUACACUUGUAUAACAUUCAGAGUUUACUCCGCUUCUUUCUUUCUUUCUUUCUUUCUUUCUUUCACUUUCUUUAUUUCUUUCUUUUUCUCUCUUUUUCUUUAUUUUUAACCGCUUACUUUUUAUUUUGUUUUUAUUACCUCGUCUUCCUUUCUUUCUUUCUUUCCUUCUUUCUUUCUUUACACUUGUAUAACAUUCAGAGUUUACUCCGCUUCUUUCUUUCUUUCUUUCUUUCUUUCUUUCACUUUCUUUAUUUCUUUCUUUUUCUCUCUUUUUCUUUAUUUUUAACCGCUUACUUUUUAUUUUGUUUUUAUUACCUCGUCUUCCUUUCUUUCUUUCUUUCCUUCUUUUUCUUUCUUUACACUUGUAUAACAUUCAGAGUUUACUCCGCUUCUUUCUUUCUUUCUUUCUUUCUUUCUUUCUUUCUUUCACUUUCUUUAUUUCUUUCUUUUUCUCUCUUUUUCUUUAUUUUUAACCGCUUACUUUUUAUUGUUUUUAUUUCCUCGUGUUCCUUUCUUUCUUUCUUUCAUUCUUUCUUUCUCUCUUUCUUUUUUCUCUUUUCCAUUAUUUUUAACAGCUUACUUUUUAUUUUGUUUUUAUUUCCUCUUCUUCCUUUCUUUCUUUCUUUCUUUCUCUCUCUCUCUUUCUUUCUUUCUCUCUCUCUCUCACUCUCUCUCUCUCUCUCGCUUUCAUUCUUUCUUUUUUUCGCUCCUUUCCUUUAUUUUUAA
Molecule: messenger RNA, 1392 nt
Organism: Acanthosepion pharaonis
Lineage: Eukaryota; Metazoa; Mollusca; Cephalopoda; Sepiida; Sepiidae
Source: the annotation of a GenBank genome assembly